UAGUUUUUAAAAAAAUAGGAAAACAGAAGAUUUAGGGAGGAAGAAUGAAUGACUCAAACAGGAUUUUUUGGUGUAUUCUUCUGAUCAAAUUGCACAUGUCUUUAAUCGAAGGCAAAAUCCUACGAUUAUCCUGCGGAUUUUAUUCUGAUUUCUCAGUGGUGUAUAAACAGUCUCGGCUGGCGAUCGGGAUCCUUACUACAAUUCAAGUCAAAGAUGAUCUUGACUGUGUUGAAAAAUGUAUUUUGAACGACGCUUGUCAAUCCAUCAAUUAUAGUGAUGAUACGAAAUCAUGCGAGCUGUUAAAAAAUACAAUCGUCGGGGAUGGCUACAACGCUACGUUUGCUGAUUCUUGGACACAUUAUGAAACUGAUCCUACUAAUGAAGAGGUAAACAAAGGAACGAACGAACGAACGAACGAACGAACGAACGAACGAACGAACGAACGAACGAACGAACGAACGAACGAACGAACGAACGAACGAACGAACGAACGAACGAACGAACGAACGAACGAACGAACGAACGAACGAACGAACGAACGAACGAACGAACGAACGAACGAACGAACGAACGAACGAACGAACGAACGAACGAACGAACGAACGAACGAACGAACGAACGAACGAACGAACGAACGAACGAACGAACGAACGAACAAACGAACGAACUUUCUGCCUUACAACACAUGUUAUUUUCUUCCAUCUCUGUAGGUUGGAGACGUUUGCUCUAGUACAUCGCCUUGUAAAGGCCAUUAUUGUGAAGACAUAUGUGAACACCCUGGUUUUAAUUGUACAUGCAGAGAUGGUAAACACGGAGAGCGUUGUGAAAAACUACGUAAGUGUUAAAUACUUGCUCUACAAAAAAUAUUUCUUUUACGUCCAGUGUAAAUAAGUAUUUGAUGCGAGCACAUGGUGUACAAUCCAAUUCUUUUAAUAAAAUCAUUAACGCAACAAUGGGGAAGUUAAUUUAAAGAUUUUUUUAAAACUGUCAGUUGGGGAGGGCGUUAAUAAUUGAGUUGGGUUGAUUUUCCUUCUGAUAAAAAGAGGAUCAGCAGUAGCUACAACCCCUCACAAAAUAUAUUGAGACAAAUUUGCAAAUUUCAAAGUUCCUCCAACAAGUUAUUAUAUAGACGCUUUCUAUAAUAGGCUCUUACAAUUUAAAUGUAUCAAAUUUAUUUUUUUCAUGUUAACAUGUCCAUGUUUACCGCAGACGCAGACUUAGGAUGUUAGGUUAUUUUGUUAGAUCCAAACAUUCUCACACUGUGCUAAUUGUUGCUGAUGUCAGUAUAACUAUUUUGUCUCCAGACUCGGAGCCCUUUUUGUGUCCUUGACAUAGAUUAUUCCGCAAAGCACACGUGUUAGAAAGUGCGUUAAUCUAUGCAUCUGAAAAAAUAGGACAGAAUGAGUGAGUUGAUAAUUUUUGCCAACUUUGCCAGUGUCUCAAUAUUUUGGUGAGGAAUUGUACAGGGGGUAGUUUUAAUAUUUCAUUCAGGUUGUAUUAUUGGACCUCCUUUAAAUCGGAUGAACGAGUGGAAAAUUUCCCAAAAUUUUGUGUUGCCCUCGACCCCCCGCCCCCUUUUUCCCUCUACAAUUAUGUUACUAAGAUUCUUUGGAAAUCCGUUGAGGCGACUUUCAGUCACUAAAAGUUAACUGUAUCUUGAUUUUCUUUAAAUAAAAAGAGUUAUUGUUUAGCAAAAUCAUGCAAGUGGAUAAACGAAAACUAUCCUGCAUUGAAAAGUGGUUAUUACGUAAUAGAACUACAAAAACCAACGUCAGUGUAUUGUGACAUGGAAAGUUUAGGGGGUGGCUGGACAAAGUUUGGCCAUGUAGUACAGAAUGGCUCCAUUUCUAAUACAGCUCUCACAGGCCAGAUAAAUUCCGAUGACAUAUCAUCUCUCAGCGACAUUUCAACUGGCAAGUUUCUCCUGUCUGUCGCUGGCUUAGCUGAUUUAAGGCUCUUUAUUAAUUUCACUCAGUUCCGGUUCUAUUGUUACAAACCCCGUCAUCACAGAACGAUCCAUAUUGCAACAACAAAUAAUAUGAGCAAUACCGAGGUUGUUGACUACCUAACUGGCAAAACUGAUUUGCGACCUCCUGCAUCUCAAUCGUAUGUGAAACUUCCUGACGACACAUCUCGUACUGCAAUUGAUUGUAUGCGUUGGGAGGGACAAAAAUGGUCAGGUUAUCAUGUAAACUUAAACAGAAGACUUUAUGAUCAUCUAAUUUAUGUACCUGGGGAGUAUCAUGUAAAUUUGUACACGUAAAGGCUCGAAUGUGAUGAUAAUGUUUAUGAGAUGGAUCCGACAAUUUCUGAAUCGAAAGGUGAAUGGCUGUUUUUUGUGCGAUAGAAAGGUACUCAUUUCGUGGCCUACGAUGGAUUUGAUGUAAUAAAAACUUAUAAAAUGAAAUGCUGCUCACUGUUUUUUAUACUGUUGUUAAUCCAUAAAUUGAAAAACAAAAAAGUUUUUUUAACGAAAAGGUUGGAGUAAUACAUAAAAGGUUUAAUCUUCAGAUCUAUCGCUUAAUAUAGUAUAGUAGCUUGGCACAGUUCUCAAAACUAUCAAAGUUUGG
This is a messenger RNA of Hydractinia symbiolongicarpus, 2570 nucleotides long. RefSeq lists its product as uncharacterized. The record is from RefSeq and is a predicted model, not a curated record. Lineage: Eukaryota; Metazoa; Cnidaria; Hydrozoa; Anthoathecata; Hydractiniidae. The coding region runs from base 1787 to 2263 and encodes 158 amino acids. The transcript is spliced from 3 exons.